CGGGGGGGUUCAUCUUCAUAUGAUUUGCUUAUCAUUUCUUUAUCCAUCGUCACUGUGUUGCGUGUAAUAGAAGCCCUCUAUCAUCCCUUUCACUGUAUAGAUAUCUACUUGACAUUCGCUUCUACUAUAUCGGAAUUGCCUCUUUGUUUUCUCCCCAUUAACUAGUACCUUAUUUAAUACAAGUGGCAGCACGGACAGAAGGAGCAAUUGUCCCGUUCUCUGUUACGUCUCGGUCUCAGCCAGCAUCGGCUCCUUGAGACACGCUCUCCGUUGCAUCGACAUCAUUUGUUCAUGCUAACCUCUCACUCGAGCUAUUGACAUCCGAGCUCAAACCAACGACUCAUGGCGUCUCGCGAUGCCUCCGAGGGCCCCUCGGCUCGUCCCUCUGCCAUACGCACUGCUUCCCACACGCACACUCCUAAAACAACUGCUUCUGGCAGCGACGAUCGAUUAAAAGUCCCCAAAAGAGCUCAUACGUUUGCAAACACCACUCCGGCGAAAGACGGCACUGCAUCUCCUGAUGCCUUCGACACUGCCGAGCAUAGCGAUUCAGACGAUGGAAUUGAAAUACCUCGGGCUUCCAUCGAGCUAGACAUCCUUCCCAUCGAACUUAUAACCUUGACGGAUAGCUUCAUCGAGUCUCUGAAUGCAAAAGUCCAUCCGACUCCUCCCAACAUUGAGAGAUUAUCGCAGAAGUUUCAAGAGUUUUAUACGCAAGCCUCUGCUAACAUAAACACCCAUAUCAACGCUCUUGCCUCAAGACAAAGCCGCGACGUCUCUCCCGCACCAUCCACCUCUUCAAUAUCCUCUGCCGCCAGUCGCCUUCGAUCAAAGGCCAGUGCGCUUACCAAGGCUGAACCAGAGCAGCAAAUGAUCACAUCAGAAGAGCUAGCAAGCCGCAAGAGAACAAGGAAAGCCCUUGAAGCCAAGAGGUCUCUGCUGGAAGAGGCCGUCGAGCGUAGACUGUGUGAAGGUAUCUACGACAAGAUUUACAGGCACCGAAGCACGCAGGAUGAGGCCCAAGAUGACAAACUACGCUCCAAGACUGCCGCCUUGGCCUUGGUCGGUAUUGGGCCUGCUGACCUAGGCAUUGACCUCACCGGCGAGACAGAUGAAUCUGAGGGAAAAGCUGGCCCGACAGUGGAAGAUAUUAAAGAGAAGCUGGAGCCCGCCAGACGAGAUAUUGCCAUGAUGACGCAGAAGCGAUAUCCACUGGGUAAGCUGAAUCAUCUCAAAGCUGCCCAUCGAAGUAUCGUCGACACCCUCGCUCAUUUUCAUCCUUCGGCAUCCGCUGACGAGAUUAUGCCUAUGCUUAUCUACACCCUUAUAACUCUGCCGCCAGAGAACCUACAUGUCAUUAGUGAUGUUCACUUUAUACAGUAUUUUCGAUGGGAGCCGAAGCUUACAGGCGAGGCUGCUUACUGUUUGACAAACCUUGAGGCUGCUAUCAGCUUUCUGCAGACAGUGGAUCUUACAACACUCAGGGCGGAUGAACAGCUUUCCGGUCCAGCAAAGAGCACAAGCCCAAGGACCGAUACUUUUCCUCCCGCUUACCAGCAAGGAGAAAUGCCCUCAUCGGCAAAUAUGCCCGAAACAAGCAAGACCAAGGCUGAGGGGGGAAAGACCUCAGCCUCCGAUGUUAAAGCAUCUGUGGCGUUGCGAAACCGUCGUCUGAGCGAUCUUGUGAACGGGCCUGCACAGGCUUUCGGGGCUGCCAGCGAUGCGGUCUUUAACACAGCCGACCAGAGCUUGAAAAACAUAUCGAACAGCCUGGGAGAUAGUUACAAAUUCCUCGUAGGGAAAUUAAGGGAGCAUCAGGAUAGCCCCCGAGAGUCUAUCACAGUACCUAGGACUCUAGAUGAUGCCCGAAAACUUGUCAGCACGCCCUCCCCGGAUGAGGAGGACAGCAGCGGGCUCAACAGACUCCUUGCACCUGACGACAAUGAUCUUUCGAAGCGCCCAGCCUCUCGCGAAGAACGAGUCCUGAACCUGAUAGGAGGCCGCCGCGACCGCAGUGCUGAUAGUGCUCGAAGUGGUCGCAGUGCGAGCUCUUCAAAGAAAGUAUUGUUCGCUUCUGACGAGCCUAAGACAGCCAACCAAAUUCCGGGGCAGAACCCUGCCGUUCUGGACCAGAUGCGCAACUUAGGCAAUUCUUUUAAUCCUAUGGCUCGACUUCCCAGCAUCAGCAUGAUCCGUGGAUUUGGGCGCAACACCCCAUCAGCCCCUUCAACCCCAGCUGCUAAGGAGCCGGUGAAGCCCGCAGACGGUGGAGAUUUAGGAACAGCAUUCCCUGACAUCGCCGCAGCUCUUCCACCAAAAGAGAUUCCUAGAAUUGCUCCGCCUAACAAACGCUUCAUGGAGAUACAGACUCCUGGGGAACUUAAGCUGGGUGAAGUUCUUGACUUAUUGCGAGAUUACCGUCGUUUGGCUGGCGCAUUGAAGGAUAUUGGUGCUUUUGAGACCAAGUGAGCAGGCCAUCAUAAAAUACAGACCUAUGCAUAGAUUCUCUAGACUUAAUUAAACUUGGAUGAAGUAACUGUAUAGGAGCAGUGGAUAUGCUAUAUGAAUAGCAAAAGUGUAGUUAUUGUACUGGAUGCAAAGAAUGAUUAAAUGGCCAUGGUUUGCACCUAGGGCGGGAUCGCCUUCUAUUGGGCAUGAAUACUCUAACGAAGACCAUGAUGAUAUGCAAGUCCCUGGACAAGAUGAAACGCCAGUGUGGUCUGGAACUUGCUACGCUACAUAAAAGGCCAUGAAUAUGAAAACACCUUGGUCCAGCCUCUAGAACCAUCAUAAAUUUGCGACAUU
This is a messenger RNA of Fusarium verticillioides 7600, 2805 nucleotides long. RefSeq lists its product as hypothetical. The coding region runs from base 343 to 2469 and encodes 708 amino acids. Gene Ontology annotation, biological process: vesicle-mediated transport. The record is from RefSeq and is a predicted model, not a curated record. The transcript has 4 exons. Gene Ontology annotation, molecular function: guanyl-nucleotide exchange factor activity; small GTPase binding. Gene Ontology annotation, cellular component: endocytic vesicle; cytosol. NCBI's taxonomy places the organism in Eukaryota, Fungi, Ascomycota, Sordariomycetes, Hypocreales, Nectriaceae.